AUGUGCAAGACGAUGACGACGAACUGGAAGCUAUUCUGCGAGAGGCAAAAUGCAAAAAAGGGGAAGAACAAUGGGAUCGGUGCAGCGGUGACCGCGGAGGAGGGACGGGUGUACCACACACCCGAUGGGGCGACGUACAGAUCCUUGGACGUCGCCGGUGGAGGCAUGUGCGCGGUUCUGACCCUUAUUGCCCUCUACAUGAUCUCCAAUGGGGACCCGUACUCGUUUGUUUUCGCGGCCGUCUGUGGUGAGGUCACGAGCGAGAUGAGGGGAUACGUGCAGUGUCUCCGCGGCAUCAUCGUCCACAUGUCCGAGGGACGUAUCACUCAUCUUGGAGACGGCGAGGAAUCUGCACCGUUUGACGAUGUGGUGGAAAAUCCUGACCACGAGAUCGAGACGAAAGGCAUGUGGAGAAUGGUGAUGCUCGCAGCCCGAGGUUUCUUGGACACCCUCGCAAUGGAUCUCCUUGCCGAGUAUUUCGGAUUGAACGGGUUCAGAGUCGUUAGGCCGGAUGGAGAUGGGCUUCUGGUGCCGUGUGACUACAAGGGCUUAACUUUGGAAGGGGAUGUCCAUCUGGCUAUGUACGACGGGUUCGGACACUUCAAGGCUCUCAUUCGUGAGGAACCUCAUCCGCAAAUGACCGAAAGGAACGCGGAUGAGCCUCGUGUGGAGCAGACCGAGAGCGCCCCGGAGGUCGCGGCGGGUGCAGACGCGGAGGAGCCUGACGCGGAGCAGACCGAGAGCGCCCCGGAGGUCGCGGCGGGUGUGGAAGCGGAUGAGCCUCGUGUGGAGCAGACCGAGAGCGCCCCGGAGGUCGCGGCGGGUGCGGACGCGGAGGAGCCUCGUGUGGAGCAGACCGAGGGAGACGGGUGGCACGUCGUGGGCGGGAGCGGGGGCAAGGUCAACGCGCACAAUGACGAGGAAUCGAACCUACUUCGCUUUGCGACCGGCAACCAGUUCAUCGUACUUUGCGACGAGGAGGAGGAUGACGGGUCGGAGAACGGAGAAGAGGCCGAUGAGACGCGUGAGGCAGACCGGGUGGAGGUGGGUGUGGACGAGGGAGAAGAGGUCGAUGAGACUUACGAGAGGAUGGAGCCGGACGGUGCGACGGCAGACGCGCACCCGAAAACCCGCAACCGGGCUGGUCGCCGGGUGGCUGGUCGGCGCACAGCUCAACCCAGCUCCAUCCGAGGGAGAGCUGGGAGGAAGUACCUGAAACGUUGUCCUGCGAGGAAUGGCCGAGUCCAAUGCAAGCGUGGGUGUGGACAUGGACGUCGACUCGAGCCCCCAAGUGGAGCAGGCUUUGUGCGAGGAGGAGGGCGUACUCCUAGGGACCGAAAAAAGCGUGACCUAGACGGGGGGAAGUCGGGAGCUAGCCAUGUGAGGAAUUCUCAAGCGUACUGGAAGGACAAGGUGGAGGGUUAUGUUGUAGCUAGAUACAGGGGAUUGUCCCCGUGGACACAGCAAGACCUCGACAGGGCAAUUAGCCUAAUGUGGCAGCGGCGGAGUGCGGAAGAAAGGCAGCAGUACGAGCCAGAAAUUAAGCACAUGCUGGCAAAAGCGCAGAGGGAAGCGAACGGAGAGGCGGAACCGGUUGCGGAGGAACCAUCGGGAGCCAUGUGUGUGAAUGGUGAGCAGCGUUCGCCGGAGAAGCAUCAACCGGAAGCAAUGGACGUGGGUGGUGAGCAGCAGCAGCUCCCGGUGGAGGAGGAGGCCCGGGUGUCACCAUCGGAAGCCAUGGACGUGGGUGGUGAACAGCAGCUCCCGGUGGUGCAAGAGGCCCAGGCGUCACCACCGGAAGCAAUGGACGUGGGUGGUGAGCAGCAGCAGCUCCCGGUGGAGGAAGAGGCCCAGGCGUCACCACCGGAAGCAAUGGACGUGGGUGGUGAGCAGCAGCAGCUCCCGGUGGAGGAAGAGGCCCAGGCGUCAUCACCGGAAGCAAUGGACGUGGGUGGUGAGCAGCAGCAGCUCCCGGAGGAGGAGGCUCAGGCGUCACCACCGGGAGUCAUGGGUGUGGGAGGUGAGCAGCAGCUCCCGGAGGAGGAGGAGGAGGAGGCUCAGGCGUCACCACCGGAAGCCAUGGACGUGGGUGGUGAGCAGCAGCUCCCGGAGGAGGAGGAAACCCAGAGUUCUUCGUCAGAUGAAAGCUCUGAAGAGGAGGCUGGAGGAAGGACACUGCGGCGCAGAGGAGGUAGAAAGAUGUCAAAACAAGAGGCUCACUGGAGGGCUGGCGUUGCCGCUGGAACUUGGACGAAAGAGGAGCUGAAAGCCAAAUUGAAAAACGAGAAGAGGAAGAAGAAGCAGGAAGAGAGGCAGAGGAGGGAAAAGGAGGAGAGGCUUCAGUAUGAUCACGAAGAGGACGAUGAUGACGCGCCCUGUGUGGGAUGUGGCGAGCUUUUUGAUCGAGAUCAGCUUGCAUCACUCGGAAAUGAGCUACGCUGCGCUGGGUGUUUGGAAGAGGAAUCGGAUGAGCGAGCAGGGUCCGUGGGUGACGCGGGUGCUGUAGAAGGCGAUCCAGAGAGCGACGUUAAUGGAGACACGUGUACCGGGGCCACAUCAGGUGUACCAGCAUCCAAAAAGUCGAAGCAAUGUCGUCGUCAAGUCUGCAACCGACUCCACAAAACUUGCAGCCAAAACGAGGCGCUGGUGGUGCCGAAGGAUGACGAGCAAGCUGAACGAAUCUUCGCCAACUACAACGAAGCAAACGAACAUGAGCGCAAACUCACCGCCUCGAAGAAAACAAUCAACGAAGUUCGGAACCUGACCUACCUCGACAUCACGAGGGCAUCUACAUGCCUCGACAAAGGUUUACCCGUCGGUGAAGAUAUUUGGCGAAAAUUGGAGAAAGAGGACUACGGGCUGUACGGAAUUACAACCCGUAGAGAGGAGGUUUCGGGCACCAAGGUUACAUCCGCGAACAACAAGGGGGAGGUCGUAGUAGCAAGGAGGGUGAAAGGAUACAAUACUUUCACCAUCGAAUGGUCGGACAGCAGGAAGAAAAACAGCGAAUACAAAACUGGAGAUGUUCUUCGCGACCGCGACGAUGGGCAGGGCGUGGUGUCACUUGGCGAGGCGACGCGGCGGAUAGAGAGGUUUCUUCGCUCAGCGCGAUGCAUGGCCGACGUCCAGUUUCACGAAUUUAUCACCAAUAACGUGAAGGUUCAUGAUGCCAAAAGUACGCGUCCACUGAGCCAGGACAAAUCCGAUGAUAUCAUCAACGGUAGGAAGCACGCCUGGGAAGAGACGGAGGCAGCUUGCGCGGUGGACAUGCUUUUGCCGAACGAAAUUGAUUUGCUAAAAUCGGGCGAGGAUCCAGACUUGUUGGGGGAGAUGAAAGCUCCCAAGUCAUGCUUCGCUUUUAUGGGGUUGGACGACUACGCCAGGAUCGGCCAAUUUGGCCUCAUCAAAAGCAACGAGGACUUCAAUUCCAAGCACCUGCCUUUCCUUAACCACUUUGUACGGGGAGCACAAGCAUCAUUUCGACUGGGUCGUCCGAUCAGCCUGGCGUCGUCAAUGGUUUUCAUGUCCGUCAACGAGCUUCCUCUCGGGUACACCACCACGUCAAACACAGACGCCAACAAGCGUUUGUCCAUCGACGGAGCAUUCGAACUCGGUUUCCCCGACGCUUCGCCAUCGAGACGCGUACAAUGUAGCAUCAAUGCUUAG
Molecule: messenger RNA, 3666 nt
Organism: Ectocarpus siliculosus
Lineage: Eukaryota; Phaeophyceae; Ectocarpales; Ectocarpaceae
Source: the annotation of a GenBank genome assembly